This is a messenger RNA of Hibiscus syriacus, 1202 nucleotides long. Its product is annotated as transcription initiation factor TFIID subunit 8-like. Gene Ontology annotation, cellular component: transcription factor TFIID complex. The transcript has a single exon. The record is from RefSeq and is a predicted model, not a curated record. Bases 297 to 1202 code for a protein of 301 amino acids. Gene Ontology annotation, molecular function: protein heterodimerization activity. Lineage: Eukaryota; Viridiplantae; Streptophyta; Magnoliopsida; Malvales; Malvaceae.
AAAGAUUUGCAUCUUGUUUUUUUUUUCAUGUUAUUGGUUAUGGAUUGUGAUUCAUUCGGUUUCCUGCGUUUGUUUGUUGCUGGAAUUUUGCUUAGUUUGUUUGGUUGGGGUUUGGAUUUUGCUGGAAUUUGCUCAAGUUUGCGUCUGUCUCUGUGGUUAUUGUCUACCAUAAGCCCUCAUUUGUUAACAAAUUUCGUUGGGGCUUUCGUUUUGUAUUCGGUUCGAUUCGCUUCAGAAUUCUGCAUUGUUUCUUUGGUUUCGGCUCAAAUUGUUCUCGUUUGCGUUCAAAUUCUUGGAUGUCUGGUGUGAAGACUACAGGAGGGAAGGGUGAAGACGGACCUAGCUCUUCGUUGGAAAGAGCAAAGGCUGAUGACUUUGGGAGAUCGAUUUCAAAGAUUGUCGUGGCGCAGAUUUGCGAGAGUGUUGGUUACCAGGGAUAUAAAGAGUCUGCUUUGGAGGCUCUUGCAGAUAUCUCGAUUUGGUAUCCCUGUGACUUGGCGAAAAAUGCAAGUUUUCAUGCUAAUUUAGCUGGUAGGACAGAAUGCAAUGUGUUUGACAUAACGCGGGCUUUAGAAGAUUUGGGAGAUUCACAUGGGUUUCCGGGUGCUUCAGAGACUGGGAAUUGUCUUGUAGACUCCUGCAUAGUUAAGGGAAUAACUCAGUUUGUGGAUACGAAAGAGGAAAUCCCAUUUGCUCAGCCAGUGCCCAAGUUUCCAGUUGUUAGGAACGAGAAGCUGGUUCCUAGUUUCAAGCAUAUGAAUGAAGCCCCGCCUGGAAAGCAUAUCCCAAGUUGGUUGCCGGCUUUCCCUGAUCCCCACACUUAUAAUCAUACACCUAUGUGGACUGAGAGAGCAUCGAAUCCUUGUGCCGAUAAGAUUGAGCAAGCACGGCGGCAAAUAAAGGCUGAGAGGGCUUUGCUGAGGCUGCAACAGAGAUUUGUCUUGGUUGUUUGCACAAUUCUUCCCAAGGAAGCAAUAAUUUCCGAUAGUAUAAUAUUCUUGUUGAUUGGUGAUAGUGUGCAUGCUUGCUACUGGAAGUCAAUGUUGAUCAUGAGAGGAGAGAAGGUUUGGCAUUGGUUGAGCGAGACUUGUGCUUUGCUGAGUUAUAUGAGUGUUGGUUUCUUAUUCCAUUUGGGCUUUACUGUUUUUUUUACUUUGGCCACUGUUGAAUCAUUGGUUUCAAUGAUUGCUAUUGGUUAUUGA